AUGGCCUCCAGUCUUGAUCUUGUCCUCGUAUUUCUCUGGACUCUUCACUGUGAAGGCACCGUCAGAGUACAACAGGAAUCUUUAAUCCAGACUGCUUUUGCUAAUGAACAAGUGACUACAACCUGCAAGGCUACAUUCCUUUAUCAACCAGAAUAUACAGACUUUGAAAUUAUUUAUUACCGUAAUAACUCACAAGGUGAAAAAACCAUAGUUUACAAGUCUAAAUUUUCUGAAAAAAUCCCUUCUGGCAAAGAGAACCAAACAGAUACAAAGAUUUACAGCAUUUCCAUCAAACCCACUGAACAUACCUCUGUAACUGGUGCUUACUACUGUCAAGCUAAAUGGAAACACAUAGAAAAAGAAGGAAAGGGAACAUUUAUCUUUUUUAGAGACAAAGGAUACAUUGAGCCCCCCCUUGCUAUACUGAAAAACAUGGUUAUAUGGACGUGCCUGAUAAUCCUUACAAUUGUUCUGGCUGUUGUGAGCAUCAUAGGAACAGUGCUGCUAUUCUGGAAGAGAGAGGUGGCGUAUCUUGGGAGGAAACAGGCCGAGAAGUGCUCAGGUCAGGGUUCAGAACCCCAGUCUUCUGCAAGUCACCUAGAGCUUCCAGGAUCUAUGUAUGCUGCCUUAGAACCUCAUGAACCUGACAUUUAUUCUGUCAUUGAGGAUAAAUCACUACAGAAAGAGAAGCCUACACCUAAGGUAUCUUACCAAGAAACAGAAGAGGAAAUUGUGUAUGAGAACUUCUAACCUGCCUUCACAGCUCAAAAGAAGGUUCUUAUUUCCCUCUGAAAAUAAACAUUGGUCAAACACAUUGUUGUAUAAAACAAAAGGACCUUUUGGUUUCAGUGCAGAUCAGUAUCCAGAGAAGGCCCUGGAGAAGUUCUGUGUUACCCCUAUUUUAGACUAUCAAAUUCAGCUCGGUGGUACAAAGGCUUGCUGUUGAACAGAAUCAACUAAAAGAGUGGAAAUAGAAAGCAUAGAGAGAUCUGUGUCAGACGAAAACUGGAAUACCCUCAGCCUGACAAUGUGGUUUGUGUUCGCAGUUCCAGGGAAAUUUAUUUGGAUGGCAAUGUAAGCGCUGUUGCUCUGUAAGAGUGCAAAACUGUAUGCUGUCACUAAAUCCUAGAUAGAUAUUUUCAAGUUCUUCUUGAAGUGUAGCCUUCUAACUUUUCAUGGGCUUUAGUGCACAUGGAUUGUAAGCAUGUUGGUGAAGAGUUUGAUUUCUUGAUGUUUAAAAUG
Messenger RNA from Eublepharis macularius, 1242 nucleotides. RefSeq names its product NFAT activating protein with ITAM motif 1 (gene NFAM1). The coding region runs from base 1 to 750 and encodes 249 amino acids. The transcript is spliced from 6 exons. Gene Ontology annotation, molecular function: transmembrane signaling receptor activity. NCBI's taxonomy places the organism in Eukaryota, Metazoa, Chordata, Lepidosauria, Squamata, Eublepharidae. Gene Ontology annotation, biological process: regulation of B cell differentiation; positive regulation of cytokine production; B cell receptor signaling pathway. The record is from RefSeq and is a predicted model, not a curated record. Gene Ontology annotation, cellular component: membrane raft.